GGCCGAUGUAGGAGUGUCUGCCAAGUGACCCAUCAUGUCUGUGAGCAAUAUCAGUCAGGCGGUGCAUACUUGCUGCAGCGAUGUAGUAUAGUCCCCACAAUGCCGAUCGCAUGUACAGACAUUGCGAUCCUGAACGGCGCGUUUCGUCGGCCUGUUGGUGCUGGUAAAGGGUGGAAGCAACACUGGCCAAGACCAUUGAAGAAGGAGAAUACAAGACAGGAUAUAAAGGUGUGCUUGUGCAGCACAGCUGAAGAACGUCAGCAGCCAUUUUGGUCCAUCUAUAUCAUCGUUUUUCUAGUCAGAAAUCAUGAGCCAAACAAUUCUCACCACUGCGCGUCUUGUUCUGCGCCCUCUCGCGCCCGAGCACAAGGACUUUUUGUUUCAGCUCGACUCUGACGCCGAAGUCAUGAAGCAUAUCGGUUAUGGAAAACCACUCAGUGCUGAAGACUCUGCCAUUGUCCACAAGCUUCUCCUCGACACAGCAUCAUCCGGCAGUGGAUCCGGCUGCUGGGUCGGAUACCACAAUGAUGAGUGUGUUGGCUGGUGGGUCCUCUGCCCACAUCAAAGCGAAGACACACCACCAAAGAUCAACCUCGAAAGAGCUGAAUUCGGCCUGCGCAUCCUGCCGAAAUUCUGGGGCCAAGGAUUUGCAAAAGAGGCUUCACGCGAGCUGAUCAGACACGGUUUCCAAGACCUGGGCAUCAAGGAAGUUUUCGGCGACACCAUGACGGUCAAUACCGGGUCGAGAGCGACCAUGUCUGCUUGCGGGAUGAAAUUGGUUCGCACGUUUUUCAACGUGUACGACACUCCACCAGCCGGGAUUGAGGAAGGCGAGGUCGAAUAUCGUAUCACUUUGGAUGAAUGGAUGUCCCUGCAGAGAAAGACAGUGCUACAGCCUUGGCGGCAAGGUGCAUCGUCGCUUGACAACACACAAACAGAUGGGAAACGAGCUGCAUUGGCGAUGCCACUUGGCGUUACUGUGUAAAGUGCUCACUGAGUAUUCAAAUCUUCUGGCCAGGAAUCGGUUCCUUGGGAUCACCGCGCUGCUGGGGCAUAGGUAGCUUGGGGAUGUGUCGUAGCUCAGGGUCGAAGGAUUGUAGUCAACGUCGUUCUCGGUAGAAGGAUUUGCCAAGUUCCCGCUUCGUUAGUGUGCCCCAUCCAACGUUCAUCCUCCGCCUCCAUCUCGGUUCAAUGCGCCAGUAUAGCAGGAUCUAAUCAAUCAUUCGGAUCAUCAGUGAGUCCAAGCGUCCUAGUUUUAGCUGGCAUCUAAUCAAUCAACCGGAUCACGCUGGGGCUCAAUAGUCUCAGUAAUCCUUCUACCGUCUCUUGGAGUCUUGG
Molecule: messenger RNA, 1338 nt
Organism: Aureobasidium subglaciale EXF-2481
Lineage: Eukaryota; Fungi; Ascomycota; Dothideomycetes; Dothideales; Saccotheciaceae
Exons: 1
Coding region: 308-985 (225 amino acids)
Molecular function (GO): acyltransferase activity, transferring groups other than amino-acyl groups
Source: RefSeq, a predicted model, not a curated record